GUAAUGUAUGUGUAGGUAAUUAACACAUGUGUCUUUCUACCUGUCUCUCUGACCUGUAUAGCACGCUAAGUAAACCGGAAAUCAACACAGUAAAAAUGGCGACAACGUCUGUGAACUGGGACCACGUAUUUUGGAUAGACCGUGACUGUGCUAGCCAUUAUUUAGAUUAUUGGUGAUCGAUUUUCCUCUCUAUUUCAGGGACGAAGUGAUGUAGGCCUUACGAUCGUCUCACCAGUAACCAGUACUAGUGUAUACCUCGGAACUGUGAGUAGCUACAGGCGACCUACUGUUGAUGUUAGAGACAUAAGUAGGGAAAUCUUAAACUGACUGAAUGUACUGUAUAUUGGAUUGAACAGCAGUACUACAUAUAUAUAUAUAUCUACUAGAGAGUCGGCGAUGUACUAGCCAGAAGGCCCUGAACAUGUGCAUCAGAUCCUGAUUACUGUUGAUUGAUGGACCAGUCGUUUUGUCCAGCCGAUGAAUGAAUGGGCGUCCUGGAAUCAUCGGACCUUUGUCAGAUGUUGACCAAUGUCCAUAGUUCCCUCUUAGGAUUAUAUUAUACUGGUCAGCAAACUAUAAGUGUACUAUGGACGGUAUAGGGGUGGUCAGUGCGUUUUGUUUAUAAAUAAACUGCUCUCUUUACAUCGUGCUCUUUGCCAGAUAGACGUGUACAGUGGCUGUCUCUACACAUUUUCUCCUGUAUCACUAGAUAACACCGACCGAGGAAUUACAUGUCUGUUAGUGUUCGGUUUCAGGGUUUGAUAGCUUCACAUGGAUUUUACCAGGGAAACCCACACAUCCUAAAGACCAAGUCAUGUGGAGUCUAUAUUGUUUACUGCCCUUAUUAUUCGCAGUGGUAACCGGGGGCAGCGGUCCUGUCCUAGAUCAGAAUCCUAUUACAGUUAACAUUAUAGCGGGAUACACGGCCGUGCUGCCUUGUACAGUGAAAAACAAGGAUCCAAGAACUCGGGUGUUAUGGAUCGGACCGUCAGGAGUUCUUUUGACAAUGAACAAAGACACACGAACGACGGAUGAAAGGAUAAGUCUGCGUAGUCCGUACGAGGAUGACUGGAAUCUACGUAUUGAGCAAGUCAAAUACAGUGACCGCGGGGACUACAAGUGUAAACUGGCCACCAGCCCGGCACAGGUCAAGGUGGCAACGCUCAACGUUUUACUGUCUCCGAAGAUACUGACAGAGUAUUCCAGUAGGGACAUGGUUGUACGGGAAGGAUCAGACCUGGAAUUAGUAUGUAAUGCUACCGGUGUACCGCACCCAGAGAUCACGUGGUACCGAAAACAAAAGGACACCCCAAAUGCUAAAACAAAUCUAGGAACCGGAAAUAACGACCGCCUAUUAGUUACAAACGUUACACGUGACCAAGCCGGAACGUACGAGUGUGUCGCCCGUAACGAUGUGGAACCAGCGGAUACCAUUGCUAUCAAAGUUGAUGUUCAAUUUGCCCCAGAAAUUGAUAUCGGGGUCGACACUCUAAGUCAGAAAGUUGGCAAAAGCACUGCCCUAGAAUGUGUUAUCACUGGCUUCCCUAUGGAGGUCGCGGUCUGGAGGUACAAUGGUAUUGAUAUCGAGGAGAGAACUUGGAAAUACGAGCCGAUCGUGUUUCAGAGGGAUGAAAACACUAUACUCUUAAGUCUGGAGAUACGGGACUUGAACCCCAAUGACUUUGGUGUUUACACAUGUUAUGCUAGUAACGUCCUAGGAUCAGCCAACAGGACUAUAUUUUUAAAAGAAAUCCGGAUCACUACGCCAUUGCCGUUGAAACCUAAACCGACAACGACGUUUACUGAUUUCACCAGUACCACUACAGGGGCGACAACUCGCAGUUCGUCAUCGGUCCUGAUCAGUACAACUACCAAUAGUAGAGCUGUGAUAUCGGAUAAAAAUCCGCCCGACGGACCUACAUACACCUUAAACCCACCGGGCACAGAAGGGCAAAGUAAUAGUUGUGCGACAUUCCGAUACGAGAGUUGGACGUUUCUGCUUCUUUGGAUACCGUAUAUCUGUUUUAUAUGAAGACUGAGGUAACCAAGGAAUUCCUCAGCCCUUCGAUACGUCAUCCUACCGUGAACGUAGAUUGGAUCAGUAUCGCCAAUGGUAAUUCCCAGUGUCUCGGAUUAUAUCGCCAAGUUCCCGCCAUGGCCCCCUCGUUGUAUGGAUCUAUUCCCGAUUCAACGAUGUGGAACGAUGAAACAUGUGUGGAGAUUUUACUUGUGGCUGGCUUCCAGUUGUUUUCAGUCAGCAAUAAACUAGAUAUCGUCAUUAUAUGAGUCAAUAUUACAUGUUUUAAAUGUGUUGUGAAUAGACACAGACUCGUAAGUAGUGUUUUGAUGAAAUGGCACUACCGCGUUGUGGGUAUCUGAUAUGACAGUUGCAUCAGCUGCUAGAAACCUGGUUAUGUAUGAAGUGAUAAUAUCACUAGCUAAAGAUUUUACAACUGGAAGUUUCCCGUAACAGGGUACUGUGAACUAGUCAGUCAUAUUUAUUUACUACAUUACCACAUGGUACUCGACGUAUCACGAGAUUAGAUUGUCACAGUAGAUAUUAAUGUACCUUCUACUGCCAUACCGGUAUACUACCAUACAAAACAGGUGUACCGCACCAUAUUCCCACACAAAUCACAUGUAACACACCAUAUUCCCGCACAAAUCACGUGUAUCACACCAUAUUCCCACAUAAAUCACGUGUAAUACACCAUAUGCCCACAUAAAUCACGUGUAACACACCAUAUUCACACAUAAACCACGUGUAACACACAAUAUUCCCACAUACAUCACGUGUUACACAUCGUAUUCCCACAUAAAUCACGUGUAACACACCAUAUUCCCACAUAAAUCACGUGUAACACACCAUAUUCCCACACAAAUAUCGUGUUUCACACCAUAUUCCUACAUAAAUCACGUGUAACACACCAUAUUCCACACAAACCACGUGCAACACACCAUAUUCCCACAUAAAUCACGUGUAACACACCAUAUUCCCACAUAAAUCACGUCUAACACACCAUAUUCUCACAAAAAUCACGUGCAACACACCAUAUUCCCACACAACCUCAUAAUACAUUUCCUGGUUGUGUUGACUCUACAAUAAGUGACUGUCGUCGUUACCAGCCGUAGAUACUGGUAUUGAACACAUCAUUAAGAAAUCCUUGUAUGUUGUAAUAUAGUCAUAUGUUCAUUAAAUCAAAAUCAGUCGUUGUUGUGCAUGCAUAAUAUUUGUAAUCGGCAGAAAAGCGGAAAACAAAAAAUAGUACAUUAUAGAAAAAUACAUGUUUUAAUAAUAAUCUGAUAAUGUAUAGAUGGAUGUCUCGGAGUUUGAAAGCAAUUUUGGACGUUUAAGUCGGUUGUCACUGCAAUAUGUAUGUACUAUUAAUAAUGUAACGCACGUAUUAUGUUUUAGUUGUGUUAGUCUUGCCAUAGUUUCGCUUAAUUUAUAUCUGCUACAAUAGUAUCAUCUGGUGGAUUGACAAAUUAUAUCUGGUUGUUAGGAAGAUGAACGAGUCGAUUAAGAGAGAGAGAUACGUUUACAAUAUGACGGCGUUUUCAAUUUCAACAUUAUAUAAAGAGUAGGAUAAUCACAUCGGGUGUAAUUUAUAACUCGAGAUAUAUACUGUAUACAUAUGAUCUGACUACGUGUUCGUUAAAUUGUUUUUAACGAAUACUUUAACACUAACCUGGUUCAGUCACUAACGACUACUGUCUGUCUUCCAGUUGUUGACACAAUCAGCCGGUGAUCAAACAUAUCGCUGUACAUGUAUAUAUAAAUAUAAAUAUUAGGUCUCAAUUCUCUACAAACGCUUCGUAUUUCUAACUUAUUCCUUUUAAACAGAUUCGUAUCUAUAUUUAAGAAAAUUUGGAGCUCAUGGAACGAAAGACAAAAAACACACGGUAUCUAUAAUUAUCAUAGGAUUUGAUUGACAUAUAUGUUAUAUAGAACAUGAAUAUAUCCAAAUUUGAUUUUAAUUGUUAUUUGUGUCUCUGUAUUCCAGAGCUGUAACUUAUAACGGGAAAUGGGAUCUGAUCUGUUUAUAUAUUGUAUACGCUUGUUAUCAUACAUACAUGUCACCUCAUCAGUAUUGCUCCAUUACAGCACCUAGUGCUACGUUGUAUAUUGUGCCAAAUCAUUUCUGUGUGUGUGUGUGUGUGCUUUUUCUACUGUUUGUAUGGCAACUGUCACAGCCUGUAGAUAUCAUUGUUAAUUGAUUUUGAUUUUUGUCAUCAUUGCACAUUUUUAUUUCGUCGCAACUUUUUAUUUAAAUAAAUGAAAGAAAAAAAUA
Pecten maximus is the source of this 4292-nucleotide messenger RNA. RefSeq names its product protein amalgam-like. The record is from RefSeq and is a predicted model, not a curated record. Gene Ontology annotation, cellular component: neuron projection. Bases 815 to 2032 code for a protein of 405 amino acids. The transcript has 8 exons. Lineage: Eukaryota; Metazoa; Mollusca; Bivalvia; Pectinida; Pectinidae.